This is a messenger RNA of Anolis sagrei ordinatus, 2209 nucleotides long. It is a transcript of the gene CALB1, whose product is annotated as calbindin 1. The record is from RefSeq and is a predicted model, not a curated record. Gene Ontology annotation, cellular component: terminal bouton; cytosol; dendritic spine. NCBI's taxonomy places the organism in Eukaryota, Metazoa, Chordata, Lepidosauria, Squamata, Anolidae. Gene Ontology annotation, molecular function: calcium ion binding. Gene Ontology annotation, biological process: regulation of presynaptic cytosolic calcium ion concentration; regulation of long-term synaptic potentiation.
AGAGCUGCGCCGGGGAGGCCGGGAGACUCGCCUGGGCUGCGGAUCAGCACCGCGGACAGCGACCUUUCCUCCUCCUCCUCCUCCGCCUUUCCUCCUCUCGCUCUCCUCCUCUCGCUCUCCGAGGCGCUCGCCAUGUCCGCCGAGGCUUUCCUCCAAGAGAAGGAGCUCUCCGCCGCCCAGUUUUUCGAGAUCUGGCGUCAUUACGACUCAGACGGCAAUGGGUACAUGGAUGGGGAGGAACUGCUGACUUUUAUCCAGGAGUUGCAGGACGCACGGAAGAAAGGAGGAUUGGACUUAACUCCAGAAAUGAAAACAUUUGUGGACCAGUUUUCAAAGAGUUCUGAUGGCAAAAUAGGAAUAGUAGAGCUUGCUCAGAUAUUACCAACAGAAGAGAACUUCCUCUUAUUCUUUAGAUGCCAGCAGCUGAAAUCAAGUGAAGACUUCAUGCAGACAUGGCGGAAAUAUGAUAGUGACCACAGUGGCUUUAUUGAUGCUGAAGAACUCAAGAGCUUUUUGAAAGACUUACUACAGAAGGCAAACAAGCAGAUUGACGAUUCAAAGCUGUCAGAAUAUACAGACAUCAUGCUCAAGAUGUUUGAUGAAAACAAUGAUGGAAAACUGGAACUGACUGAAAUGGCCAGAUUGCUUCCAGUAAACGAGAAUUUUCUCAUUAAAUUUCAGGGUGUCAAAAUGUGUUCGAAAGAGUUUAAUAAAGCAUUCGAUACAUUUGAUUCAGAUGGCAAUGGCUAUAUGGAUGAAAACGAAUUAGAUAUUUUACUGAAAGAUCUCUGUGAAAAGAACAAAACGGUACUAGAUAUUAACAACCUUGCAACAUACAAGAAGAAUAUCAUGGCCUUGUCUGAUGGAGGAAAGCUUUACCGAACAGAACUUGCUCUUAUUCUCUGUGCUAGUGAAAACUAGAUCUCUUUGAUUCUUUCCACUUAACUAGUGACAUAAUAUAUCUUUGACAAAAAAAUAAUAACUGUGCACUAUAAGGGAGUAGGCUUUACUUUCUUUUAUACCUUGUAAAUUUAAAACUGCAUAUAGAUAAUUAGCCAGGAUACAUGGCACAUUCUUUUCAGCUUGUUUCUAUACUGUUUGUAAUGUACAGUUUUUGUAACUAUAAGAUUGAUAAAGAGGAUGUCUCUGUUUGGGCCAGUCUGUUGAUUCAUUUACAAACCAAAUUACACCCCAGUGUGGUCAUUGUUUCCAUACAACAUGUUUGGAGUUUGUUCUAUCCUUUGACACUUGCUGUUGGAGCAAUAAUGAUCUCUAUGAAUUAAAUGGUCCUUCUGGCCAUCAUUGAGAGAGAGAAAUAGGCCGGUGACUUAUUUGUUCUGAGUUUAACAGAAUUUGACAGAGGUAGUGGACCCACGUGGCAAGUUAUUGUAAGGAGCAUUCACGGAGGUUUCCUUUUGUUUUCAUAAGAAAAAGAGGGUCUAGCGAUGGACCUACAUACAGUCCAAACUGUAGUGCUGCCUGCUGGCUCAGUCAGUGGACUACAGGAAAACCAAUCCAAGACAUGGAGAGGUGGCAUAGGCAUUAUUAGGUACAUUGGAGUGGCACUCAUUCAGACAUGCAACUUUUCCAAAUGCCUAGCCUUCCCAUGCAAACUAAGCUCAUAAAUUUCCCAUAAAUCAAGGCAGUUUCUUGUAACCUAUGCUAGGAACAGAGCUCGACAAAGUUACUUCUUUGGAUUCUAGAAGUGCCUGGGGGGAUUGUGGAUGCUGGGGUCCAAAAAGCAACUUUUUUUGAGCUACAUUGUUUCAAGGGGAAGAGGUUAGCACUUAUUAGCAGUACAGAACUUUGGAGAACUGUAGUUUAACUCUGUUAAUUCCCACCAAGUUAUUAAUUUCACAGCUAUCAAUUUUCCCUUAAUUUACACCCCAAGGUCACAGAUGUCUCAGGAUAUGUUGGCAACAAUCUUUAUAAGCAGCCUUUAAGCUACUUCGGGAGCCCCAAAGGCACUAAAAGUGUCUUCUACUGGACAAACUGCAGUUGGCAAACACAUCAAGGGCAGGUAGAAUUAUUCAAACACAAAUUGACCUCAUACUAUAUUUUACCUUUUGCUUUAAGGAAUGCUGCUGUGUCAGAGAAUAUGACAACCCAUUUUCUAAAACUAUUUCCACACUUCGCAGAUUAUGAUUCUCGCAAACUGCUGUUUUUACAUCAUUCUGUGUAAUCUAUAAUUAAAUUUAAUAUACGAAGA